UCAAAGCUGACUGUAAUUCAGACAGACAGUCACUCUUCACAGACUGCUGGCAUAUAACUGGAGAUUUAACAUUUUCUGUGAGGUGGACACAUUCAGUCCAGCAUUUGUCAUGAAUACCAGAUAUCCCCAGCUACCACCACGCAAACCAAUUCUUAUUAAUCGAGGCCCACCAAUCCAAUACCGUCUAUGUACAGAGAGAAAAGUACUGGAUGAUAAUGGAAAAGUCAGAAAAUGGACAUAUGGAAAAAGAGACACCAGUAAACAAAACAAAAUUGUACUACUGGUGGGUGAGACUGGUGUUGGCAAGACCACUCUCAUCAAUACCAUGGUCAACUAUUUACUUGGGGUGAAAUUUGAUGAUGAAUUGUGGAAUGAAAUCACAGAAGAAGAAGCCAGAGAUCAAUCGCAAUCUCAAACAGCUGAAAUCACCAUGUAUGAGGUCUUUGCAAUGAAUAGUCCAGUAUCUCUCACCAUUAUUGAUACUCCAGGUUACGGAGACACCAGGGGAUUGGAAAAAGAUUUGGAGAUCGCUGAAAAUUUAUGUACUCUUUUUCAGAGCAAUGACGGAGUGCGUGAGGUCGAUGCCAUUUGUUUGGUGACUCAAGCGUCUAAGAAUCGCCUCUCGGACAGACAACAUUACAUUAUCAGUUCAAUUCUCUCCUUGUUUGGAAAAGACAUAGUGAACAACAUUGUGUUUUUCAUCACACACUCAGAUGGUCUGCCACCCAAAAAUGUCAUCGGUGCAAUCGACAAAGCUAAAAUUCCCUGCAGAAGAGAAUGCAGCGGGAAACCAGUUUAUUUCUUAUUCAACAACCGCCAGGCUGAUGGCCGUGAAAAACGUUUCCUUCCUUCUCAAAGAAAGGCUUGGGAAGAGAGCAUGGAGGGCAUGGAACAAUUCCUACAAACUCUUAAAGAAAUUAACAGAAGAAGUUUAGAAUUGACUUCAGACGUGUUGAGAGAGCGCAUUCAGCUGGAGGCGACAAUUUCCUGCUUGCGGAUGCGUGUUCAAGAGAAGGAGCUGAAAAAGUCUGAAAAAAUUCAGAUUCAGCAGGUAAUGAGAGAAAACAAAGAAAAAAUUGAAAUGAGUAAAAACUUCACCAUUAGAGUGCAAAAAACAGUCAAAGAAAAGGUCCUCAUUGAGAGUGCAUCAUGGAAAAACAGAAAGGCAACCACCUGCUCUGUUUGUGAAGAGAAUUGCCAUGAAUAUGACUGCUGGUGGGUUUCUAAUCCUAGCCGUUGUGAAGUCAUGAAAAACGGCUUCUGCACCGUGUGCACAGGGAAGUGCCACCACAGCAAACAUGUCAAAGAGAACAGGAAAUACAUCAUCAGAACCACAAGCCUCAUCAUGGAAUAUGACAAUAUAAAAAAUGAAUACAAAAAGGCACAAGAACAAUAUGUGACAUUUUUGACUAUAAUGGAAAAUCUUGACAAACACCUGAAGGAGAUUGAAAAGCAAAAGUCAGACCUGCUGUUCGAGGCCUUCAUGGGCAUUCAGCAUCUGUCUAAGAUUGCACUGAAACCAGACUCUGCUUUCACUCUUCAGUAUCUCGACUUUUUCAUUCCCAGACUGAAGGAGGUUGGGAAAGAGCACUGGGUACGGGAACUGGAAGAUCUGAGGAAAACUGCUGUAGCUGAGGAAGCAAAUAAGGAUGCUUUGAGUUAUCUUAAAGCAGGUCUGGCAAAACUGGAUUUGUUGUUUAGUGGGAAAUGAAUGAAUGCAGGGAAUGAGCUUGGAGAAAAAAAAGAGGACAACAGUAAUGAAAUAAUGAGAAUAAGUGCAGGUGUCAUUGUGUAAACAUUUAACACAAGGCAGUGAGCAAUUUAAAUCUGUCAUUUGAAGAAAAAUAGUUACUUUUGUGAUGGGUAAUAAUUAAAAAAAAUGAUAAAAUUAAGUGUCAAUGCAUUUAGGUUUAUGUGUAAUGGAGUAUAUUAUUAUCUAUGUGUAAUGUGCAUUGUCUUUUAUCUUGCUUCCUCGCACUACAGGAUAUAUUUUCAUGACGCACUAGGCAGGACAUUCCAGAAUUGGAGGACAUUUUCUGUCCCAACUAGGGCUGGGCGAUAUGGCAAAAUAUAUUAUCACGAUAUUUUUUCCAUAUUGAUCGAUAUUUGUUACGAUAUAUAAUUUAAUAAUGCUGCCCGUUUGAAAAGUAUACUAAUAAUGAUGCCUGAAGAAACCAGAAGGUUCAAUAGUUGAACUAUAUAGUUUAUUAACAUAAAUAAAUAACAAUGCAAACAUUUAACUGUGCAAACAUGGAUUGGUUGAGAAUAUAUUUUGUUAUAAAAGAAUAUUGAUAAACUUUAAAUCUAAAUGUUAACAUUUUACUUUUAGCAAACAUGCUUUAUCUGCCUUGACAAAACAGUGCAAGUUAGCUUGCCUUGUAACUGAUUAUAAAAUAUCAAACUAAAAGCUGUGACUACAGUACUAUCACAUCAAAUUUCUUUGGCAGGGCAGCAAACAUUUCAAAAUGUUUGCAGAGGUACAACCAAGACAACAAAUGUAAACAAGUGAACCACAAAGUCCCUGGCAGAUUUAAGUACUUAACUGUCAGAUAAAUAAAAUAUUAAUUGUGUACUGGUUUUAAAUAUCUCAAAUGUUUUAGAGGUAGCAAUCUGAGUAAAAAGUGCAAAAUGUAAACAUUGUAAACCAGUCACUAUGCUACACCUUUUAGGUAGUGCUCGUCAUAUGUAACCCUAAUUACCCUAUUAUAGGUUUUUUGCCAGAAAGACUAGUCUGUCCACAGCAUCUGGUUUUAAAGAUUCCCUGUGGCAGGUCACAAUAUUGCGGACACGAUUGAUUGUUGUUUAGGUACAGCCCCGCUUGCGCUGCUAACAACAGAAGAACCACUAACGUUAGCAUGUUGGGCAAAACUUGUGGACGGAGUAACAUUAACAUGGGCCCGCAUUUUCAUACUCUCGGUGUGGUCGCUGGGAUGGUACCUUUUCAGGUGACCGAAAAGGUUUGUUGUGUUUCCUGUCUUAGUUAUCACCGACCGACGGUAUAUUUUGCAGACCGUCUUUAUUUGCGCGUCGUCGCUUUUCAGAUAUCCAAACCACUUCCAUAUAAUUGACGUCUUGUUACCUUUUUUGUCAACAAUUUCCUCAGCUUUGGAAGAUAGUUUGAGUUCGUCGUUUCCACUCAUUUUUUCUUUACACUCACUUUCUUCACUGCCGGUAGCUCAAACAGUGCUCUGCUAGCAAAUGGGCGUGUACUUAGACGCACAAGCCAAAAUCUGCGUUCUGACUGGCUGUUGUCCGUUUAUUUCUGCUUUGUAAUAGGCUGUUAGGUCUAUCCAUAUCGAGUAAACAUGUCAAAAGUUUAUCAUCGUAGUCUAAAUAAAUAUAAUCGCAAUGCCAUAUUGAGAUCGUUUUAUCGCCCAGCCCUAGUCCCAACCAUACAUUUUCAAAGAAAAUAUGCUCAAAAUGCUCUGAAUUCUGAAAAAUGUACUUUUUGUGUACCAUGAAAUUGUCUUAAUUCAAAAACAUACACUAUAUUAUAAAAAAAAAAACUGUUUGAAAAAAUCAAUUGAACUUCAAGCAUACCACCUUAAAUGGCUAUUUUCUCUUGUCCAAUCUUGUUAAUGAUAAAAUUACAUGUAAAAUAUAAUAUAUAAAAAUAUAUUAUUAUAAUCUUUCUAUUUUGUUUGAUGUUGUUGAUGUGUCUUUAAAUUGGUAAAUCAUGUAUUAAUUAUUUUAUUAUAAAUAAUAAAAGUUUUCCUUAAAUUGUUUCGUCUUGCACUCAAUCUUGUUAACAAAGCCUGUCUAGCCAGUAAAGGAAGUAUAAAAACAAUAGGUCAAUUGACAGACAGGAAAUGACAUCAUCAAGACAUUAAACAACAGCAUGGCCAGCCCUCUUGUAUUUUCAAAAUGUUAUAAUCUUUUCAGUAUUGUUUUCCUUCGUCCAUCUUACAACUCAACCAUGUGACUACUAUUAUUAGUAUAAAAAGGUAUUUAGUUUUUAUUUCAUAAAUAUG
Messenger RNA from Xyrauchen texanus (razorback sucker), 3971 nucleotides. RefSeq lists its product as uncharacterized. The record is from RefSeq and is a predicted model, not a curated record. Bases 110 to 1711 code for a protein of 533 amino acids. Gene Ontology annotation, molecular function: GTP binding; ATP hydrolysis activity. The transcript is spliced from 3 exons. NCBI's taxonomy places the organism in Eukaryota, Metazoa, Chordata, Actinopteri, Cypriniformes, Catostomidae.